GUUUACCAACUCAAGAUGGGUCGUUACGCUAAGGAACCAGAUAACCCAGCAAAGUCCUGUAAGACUCGCGGAUCGAACUUAAGAGUGCAUUUCAAGAAUACUCGCGAAACGGCGCUAGCGAUCAAGCGUAUGCCUCUGCGUCGCGCUCAGAAAUUUCUGAAGAACGUAGUGGAAAAGAAGGAAUGUGUUCCGUUCCGCCGUUUCAAUGGUGGUAUUGGCCGUUGUGCGCAGGCUAAGCACUGGAAUACUUCGGUCGGUCGCUGGCCGAAGAAAUCCGCUGAGUUUCUGUUGCAGUUGUUGAAAAACGCUGAAGCAAAUGCUGAUUACCGGGGACUUGACGUGGACCGACUUGUGGUUGACCAUAUCCAGGUCAAUCGAGCGCCAUGCCUGCGUCGUCGAACGUAUCGUGCUCACGGUAGAAUUAAUCCAUAUAUGUCAUCUCCCUGCCACAUCGAGCUGUCGCUCACCGAAAAGGAGGAUGUCGUGGCCAAGGCUACCGAAAACGAACCAGCGAAAAAGAAGCUGUCCAAGAAGAAGCUCCAGCGGCAGAAAGAGAAAAUGAUGCGUAAUGAAUAGAACAUAGUUUCGGAUACUACGAAAAUAUAAAAGAAGGGCGUAAAAAACAA
Molecule: messenger RNA, 626 nt
Organism: Toxorhynchites rutilus septentrionalis
Lineage: Eukaryota; Metazoa; Arthropoda; Insecta; Diptera; Culicidae
Gene: RpL17
Product: 60S ribosomal protein L17
Exons: 2
Coding region: 16-576 (186 amino acids)
Biological process (GO): cytoplasmic translation
Cellular component (GO): cytosolic large ribosomal subunit; ribosome
Molecular function (GO): structural constituent of ribosome
Source: RefSeq, a predicted model, not a curated record